This is a messenger RNA of Pollicipes pollicipes, 2418 nucleotides long. RefSeq names its product CMP-sialic acid synthase (gene Csas). NCBI's taxonomy places the organism in Eukaryota, Metazoa, Arthropoda, Thecostraca, Pollicipedomorpha, Pollicipedidae. The transcript is spliced from 5 exons. Bases 206 to 919 code for a protein of 237 amino acids. The record is from RefSeq and is a predicted model, not a curated record. Gene Ontology annotation, molecular function: N-acylneuraminate cytidylyltransferase activity.
GUUUUGUUUAACUCUAGCAGGCAACUAGGCGAACGAAGGGUUUACGCACACCCAAAAUGACGUAUGGGUGCUUUGUGAAAAAGGUGUUGUGAAACGCGUUCAUUCUCGAGUCAUUUCUCACUUUCGGAAAUUUCAGCGUAUGUUUUAACUUUAAGGCUAAGAUAGUUCAUUGGUUAGAUAAUCCAAGUAACUCUGUGGUUAUAAAAUGAGCCAAACAUGCAUUCUCAUUCUUGCAAGAGGUGGCAGCAAAGGUAUCCCUAAAAAGAAUAUGGUCCAUUUCAUGAACCAGCCACUCGUGUGUCAUUGCAUUACUGUUGCAAAGCAGGUUGAUGGUGUUGAUGCAGUCUGGGUGUCAACUGAUGAUGAGGCAAUCUCUAGGGCCUCAUCAGCAGCUGGUGCGUUGGUUCAUCGUCGUAGUGCCAAGACCUGCACUGACACGGCCACCUCUGUAGGCGCCGUCCUCGAGUUCUUGGGGGACCAGCCAGAGGUGGAGACGCUGGCGCUGCUGCAGUGCACCAGCCCGCUGACUCUUCCCGAGGACGUCUGCCGAGCGCUGCAGCUGGUGCGUGCCGGAGGCUACGACUCCGUGUUCUCGCUGGUGCGACGCGCUCCGAGCCUGCGCUGGAGGGACACGGGCGCAGGCGACCUGGAGCCUGCCAAUUUUGACCCCAGAUGUCGACCCCGGCGUCAGGAUAUGACCUCUGAACUUGUGGAGAGCGGUAAUUUCUACGUGACCCGUGCUGCCCUCGUGCGGCAGGAGCGGCAACUACAGGCUGGCAGACGCUGGUACGUCGAGGUGUCGGAGGAGAGCGCCGUCGACAUCGAUACGCCCGUGGACCUGGCCGUGGCGCGUGCUCUGGCCGGGGCGCGGUGGCCGGCGCAGGCGGACGGGGUCGACCCAGCCCCAGCCCCUCUGUGAUGCUCACCGGCCGGCCGACGCGCGCGGGCCCGUCGACAGUUGGGACGCGGCCGAGUCGCUGAUGCGCUGUUCGCUGUCGGUCGGGGCUCGGCGGCUGGGCCGGUGAACGCGUGUUGCGGCGGGGCGAGCGGUGGCGUGGCGAGGCAAAGGGUGGCGCGGCGAGGCGCUGACGGAAGGAGUCGCACGGGGCGGCGCGUGGGAGCUAACGGACCCGACCUUGGAGGGGUGACUCGGUGACGGCCGGUGACUCGACGGGGGCUGAGUCAACACCGCUGACUCGGCGGGGGCUGAGUUAACACCGCUGACCCCGCUCCGGCGUGUUGCCGGCGAUCCAGCACGCGCCGCUUUCAACGAAAUUGUGUCGAGUCUAGAACUUUGGCACGGACGUCAGAACGGCGGCCAAGUUCUUGCACUGUGGUUACCGCGAGGUACAAAUAUACCGUUGUUAUGUAAUAUCGUUUUCAUCCAGCAAGGUCAGAUGCCUGCGGACCGGGUAUGACUCACUGCAUGCUGGGGCAGGUGCGCCGUGCUUUCCUUCGGCGUCACCUCGCUACUGAGCCGCAGCGCGAUAGCAGGGUCUCCCCCUGCCCAGCCUCGUCCCCAGACGCCUUCCGCUCGCUGCGGUCUAACGACAUCCGUACGCUAGCGUGUAAUGUCUGGUGACGACCAGUCAACCACCCGAAUCCUAUCUCGGUCAUGCGGCCUGUCCGGAUCCCGCACAUCGGAAGUUACAGUAAAAUGCGAGAAAGAGUAUCGAGAUAGAAGAAAUCCCGCCUUCAUAUGACGUCACCGCCGUCCGGCCGACGUCAUAUGAAAACGGGAAGUCCACGUCGCGUUCCCCUCCCAUGGCGGCUGCGCUGCAAACGCAUCGUCGCUUGAACUGUCUCAGUGACUAACGUUUCGUGGCGUUGCGUUAUGCCGUGCCACUCGCGUCACCAGCUCUACCCGCCAUCCAAUCACCCUACGAGGUCGCGCGUCCCGGGUGGCGAGCGAUCCAGGCGCCUUUUAUGGAGGCCUUCCUGCUGGCACUGGUGCUCGGUUACUCAAUGAAGUGCCGCUGCCGGGAAAGCGGCGGCAUAAUUUUCCCGUCGUCCUGCGCGCCGUGAAACGUUGCAAGGUUAACAAGAUCUACAGCAGCCCUACUGCCCCUGUGGCGGGCGCCGGACCGCCAGGCAUCAGCAGCGACCAACGGCAUAGCGGUACGAGGAUGUGCACCACACCGCGUGGCACGUGACCUCUAAUCUCGCUGGCCGGAAUUUUAACGGGCCGCACCCUCGCGUGCAAGGAAGUCGCUGCCCGCCCUUUCCCGCGACGGUGACUCACCCGCCCGGACCUUGUCAGGGACUCCUUCACCCCUCCCCAGUCGCAGGCCGCGCGGCCCGCUCCCAGGCUGAACGUCAGCAGCUCGUCCGGCCCACAUCGAGUGGAUUACGCCGGUGGUGCAUCAUUCCUGGUGACUGCAGAGCUGCGUUCAGCGUCUGUGCGGCACACCGACCCAU